Molecule: messenger RNA, 8318 nt
Organism: Phyllopteryx taeniolatus (common seadragon)
Lineage: Eukaryota; Metazoa; Chordata; Actinopteri; Syngnathiformes; Syngnathidae
Product: zinc finger protein 646-like
Exons: 6
Coding region: 5945-7102 (385 amino acids)
Biological process (GO): regulation of DNA-templated transcription
Molecular function (GO): RNA polymerase II cis-regulatory region sequence-specific DNA binding; DNA-binding transcription factor activity, RNA polymerase II-specific
Source: RefSeq, a predicted model, not a curated record
UCCCUGGUAGGACAGUCGAUGUGUUGCUUGUAUUUAGGGAGUUCGUGGUUGAGUUUAGCUUUGUUAAAGUCCCCAAGAAUAAUAAGGGGUGAGUCGGGGUGUUUUUUUUUAAUUUCGUUGACUUGAUCGGCGAGCGUUAGCAAUGCGGCGUUCGUGUUAGCUUGAGGCGUUAUAUAGACCCCAGCCAGUAUGAAUGAUGCGAACUCAUGUGACGAGUCGAAUGGUUUACAGUUUAAGAAUAGCGACUCCAAAUGCGGGCUGCAGUGUGUGCUGAGCACCGUGACGUCCGUACACCAUUUUUCGUUGAUAUAGAGGCAUAUCCCGCCGCCCUUUGUUUUCCCCGAUGAUUCCAUGUCGCGGUCCGCUCGAUGAAUGUGGAAGCCGGGGAGCAUGACGCCGCCAUCGGGUACAGCGUCGCAAAGCCAGGUCUCCGUGAAGCACAUGGCCGCGGAACGUCCGAAGUCUUUCCUGGUCUUUAACAGAAGAUGAAGCUCGUCCAUUUUGUUGGGUAGGGAGCGUACAUUUGCGAGGUGGAUCGACGGGAACGCCAAUCUGUGUCCUCUCUUGGGGAGUUUCACCUGAAUGUCGGCUCGCUUCCCUCUGUGGCGCCGCUUCCGUCUCCAUGCGCCGAAAACCGCGGACGCCGCUCCGGUGAGUAACUCGGGGAAAAAAAAUGAGCGGAUAUUCGAAAGUCGGUGACAGAAAGUCCGGAGUAGACUCCUUGAUGGUUAGCAGGUCUCCCCUUGUGUAAGUGAGUCGUGUAAAGUCUCCAAAGACGGACGAAAAACACAAAAACAAAGACAAUACUAGAGAGCGCGUUACCGAGGCGACCACACUGGUAGGCGCCAUCUUUGCUCAUGCAAAUGAAAAGCAUUAUCGUUAAACAAAACAUAACCAUAAAGAAAUUAUGGCUGUUAUUCAGUCAUCAGUCAUAUUUGGGGGGGAGGGAAACAAAUUAUUUUUUAAACCAAUUCUGGCAGGGUAUAUAAACCUUAUGAGCACAACUGUACGUACAUGCAGUCAUACGUACCCCUGUCAUAUUGGAGAGUGUAGGCUACACAUUUUUUAUAACCACUGGGUGGCGGUGGCAUUUUGGAAUGAAAGUGUACAGCUUUUUCAUAACCACUAGAUGGCGGCAUGCAUUUAUAUAAUGUGAAAGUUUUUUCAUUUUCCCCUAUACCUAUGUAUAAUGUGCACUAUUGACUUGAAAUUUUUUGGGGGUGCAUUAUACAUGAGAAAUUACGGUGCAUGGAUCAUUUUACACUUGAAGCUGUGUGAGUCCCAGGAUGUACAUGUCUGGAAACAAUGAGUAGUUCCUGUAAUUUAUCAUCAUGGAAUACCGCAGUUAGCUGGGAUAGGCUCCAGUAUACCCUUGACCAGGCGUGGGCAAACUACGGCCCAUGGGCCACAUCCGGCCCAUUGAGCAUUUCAAUGCGCCCCGCCAAAGAUUGGUACAAAAUUGCCGAAAUCAUAUCAAAAUCAUGACUGCAUUCAUUUGACCAUGUCAUGUAAUGCCCAGUGGUUCCACCAGGUUGUGCUGUAAUGCCCAGUGGUUCCACCAGGUUGUGCUGUAAUGUCCAGUGGUUCCACCAGGUUGUCCUGUAAUGCCCAGUGGUUCCACCAGGUAGUUCAGUAGGUAUAGUGAUACAUUGACUUGACUUUGGCUGUUCUGUUUUUAACUCUGCUACUGCUCAGAACUGUUCAACCAUGAGUGGGUCAAAGAAAAGAAAAGUCGACAGUGAGUGCCGAGUGUUUAAUAUAGAAUGGACUACUAAAUACUUUUUCACUAAAGUCCGGUCAAAGGCUGUAUGUCUAAUUUAAGAAACCAUUGCGAUUUUAGAGGAAUAUAACAUCAGCCGUCACUUUUCUACCAAUCAAUGCAGGAACUGAUGGCUAUGGCGCAGGGGUUAAAAUCAAGCUUGCAGGCUCAGUAAAACACCUUUAUCUGACAAACUGCCAUCCAAUAUUCAGUCACACAAGACCCUGAAACAGCGUCACGGGAGCCCUGAAACAGCGUCACGGGAGCUGCAGAUGGAACUGAUUGAUCUCCAAUGUGAUACUGUCUUAAAAGAGAAGUUCAACUCUCAAACUGGAUGGGUUUUAUGCGUCAUUAAGCGCAGACAAAUUUCCAAAAAUCCAGAAGAUUGCACAGAGGAUGCUGGUGGUGUUUGGCUCUACAUGUGUGUGUGAACAGACUUUUAGUGUGAUGAACACUAACAAAACAUCCCAGCUGAGUGAUGAACACCUUAGAUGUGUUCUGAGAAUUGCCACAAAAAAACACCAUACUUUGAUGCACUGGCAAAAACCCAGGUGAUCAACAAAACAACACUCUUACCAUUAAAAGUAAAUCCAAGUAUUAACACUACAAAUGCCUUUAUUUUGUUUUGUUUAUUUUUUAUAUGUAAUCAUCUGGUCCUGGCUUGGCCCGCCUGUCAAAUUUUAACGGUCAAUGUGGCCCCUGAGCCAAAAAGUUUGCCCGCCCCUGCCCUUGACCCUAGUGAGGAUAAGCGGUGUAGCAAAUGGAUGGAUGGAAUACAGAUACCUGUAAUCCUAGACUAUAUCAUCGUUCUUGCUUUGCUGUCCCACUACAUUGCAGUUUUGUUAUAGUUACUUUAUUUUUUAUACAUUUUGUACAAUAUUUUUGUGUUAUCCAUUGCUCUCUCUGAAUGUAUUGUCUUUAGUUUUUAAGGAAGCUAUAUUUUCCCAAAAACUAUCACCAAAAAUGAUAGUAGGCUAUCGUUAAUGUUUUUAUACCACAGAUAUAGUGAUAUUAGAGCAUAAUAAUGGAAGUAUAUCCUUUUUAAGAACAAUUAAUUCGUAGGAAUUUAUUGAACAUUGGAAUUGUAAUGUAGAAUAAAAAAUAAAGAUUUUAGAUAAAGAUAUAAAUAUAAAUAAAACACAGGCUCUGUUCUGUAAAACUGCACUUGAACAAACAUUUAACAUUUGCCACAGAUUAGCAGAUUAUACACAGUAAAGUAGGCUUUAGGCAAUCAGGAUUUUUGGGGCUGAUCACCGAUCAGCGAGUUUAAAAAACAAAACGAUAACCGAUCACCAAUCCGAUCACAAGAUGGAGCAGUGUGUCUAUUUAAAUGACUUGUUCACUUACUGUAUUUACUUUUUACUGUAUACUGAGUAUCUUCAAAAGUAUUCUCUAUUCAGGUCCUGUAUUCUAAUCAGUCAGGUCAAACCAACAUUACAAUAUGACAGAAAUAAUGGGUGCUAUUUUACUGUAAUUAAAUUACUUUAUUGUAAUUUACAGUACUAUGUCCUAAGACACGACAAGGCUCAAAAUAAAGUAGCAAAAAAUAAAAAUAAAAAAUCUUCCUCAAAUGGCUGGGUGUACAAGUAGACACUGUUUUUUGCUGCACUCUAGAGCACUGUCUUCUUAAAAAAACAUACGCCGGAUCCAUAGCAUUGCGUCCUCAGAUGCAGAUUAAUCUUACUUUAUGCAUCCCUGCUAAUUUUUGUGCAUCUCAGACGAGGUACGCAUAUCAAACGAGAGCCCUGUUUAUAUACUGUCUAUAGGCCUAUAUCAGGUAAAUUUCUUUUCACAUUGUCUGGAAAUGUCUCACAGACAUCUUACCGGUGAGAGCGCAAGCAACAUUUUGGUCUUCCGGGUCCCCAUGUUGCUGCAAUUGACCACUCUCUGCGACGUCGCCGCCAGUGAGAUCAGAAUAAUUUUUUUGCCAAGUAUAUCCAAAAAACACAAGGAAUUUGUCUCCGGUAGUUGUAGCCGCUCUUGUGCGACAACAGUCAAUUGACAGAGAAUGCUUUUGAGACAUAAAGACAUUGAGAAAAACAGUCACUGAGCAAUAAAGUAUGCAUUACUUUAUUAUAAGUAAUGCAUUUACUUACUUACUUAUAAGAAGUUAUAAUACUUCUUAUGUACUUACUUUUUAUAACUCUUAUCUGGCAUUACCAGAUACGAGUUAUCUGGUAAUGCUGGUACAAUUGUUUUGACAAUUGUGCAAAAAGAUGCAAAGUCCUCUUGCACUUAGAGCAGUUUGAAUGACUAAUAUAGCAAUAGUCCGGUGCAAUGACCAUUGUGCAAAGGGUGCCGAGACUUCAAGGAGUGUAUGCAGUUUAAAGUGACUAGUAGGGCAAUAAUCUGGGACAAUGUCGUUUGUGCAAAUGUUGCAGAUACUCCUGUCAGUGUGCAAGUGGGCAGAUGCUACUCUGGCAUGAGUGGCCAGUAUUGGUCCACAACAGAUAUGCAAAUAGUGCAGCGUGGUGAGACUACAACGGUGAGUGCACGAGUAUGUAUGAUUGGCCUGACAAAAAUGUGACAAUAAACGCAAGACAAAAAUAAAUUGGCAGCAUGUUGCAAUGGAAUUGUAGAUUAGCUGUUUAAGAAGUUGAUUGCAAGAGGGAAGAAGCUGUUGGAAUGUCUGCUAGUUCUAGUUUGCAUUGAUUGGUAGCGCCUACCUGAGGGAAGGAGCUGGAAGAGCUGUGGAGGGUCCGAGAGGAUUUUGCACGCUCUUGUCUUAGUUCUGGCAGCGUGCAAGUCCUCAAGAGUGGGUAGGGGGGUACCGACAAUCUUUUCAGCAGUUUUGAUUGUCCGUUGCAGUUGGCGUUUGUCCUUUUCUGUAGCAGCACCAAACCAGACUGUGAUGGAAGAACACAGGACUGAUUCGCUCAGCACACAGUGCAGCCUGCAUUUAGAGUUGCUGUUUUUGAACUGUAAGCCAUUCUACUCGCCUCGUGAGUUUGCAUCAUUCAUUCUCACCAGUGUCUAUAUUCCUCCUCAAGCUAACACGAACGACGGGUUGCUAAUGCUCGCCGAACAUGUAAAAUUGAAAUUGAAAGCUAAACUGAAAUAGAAAUUCAAAGCUAAAGUCAACCAUGAACUCCCUAAAUAUAAGCAGCACAUCGACUGUCCUACCAGGGAAAAUAACAUUUUAGACCACUGCUAUAGUACGCUAAAUAACACAUACCGUGCCAAACCUUGUGCAGCACUGGGCUCGUCUAAUCACUGCUUAAUUCACUUAAUACCGACAUACAGGGAAGAACUUAAAUGCGUGAAGCCUACAGUGAAAACAGUGAAAAAGUGGACCAAUGAAGCAAAGAUAGAACUUCAAAGCUGUUUAGACUGCACAGACUGGAGUGUCUUUGAAAAUUCAGCUGGCAGCCUGGAUGAAUAUACGGACACCCUCACAUCCUAUAUUAGUUUCUGCGAAGAUGUGUGUGUAACAACAAAGUCAUUUCGCACAUUCAAUAACAACAAGCCGUGGUUCACUGCCAAACUUAAGCAACUUCACCAAGCUAAGGAAGGCGCAUAUCAGAGCGGGGACAGGUCCCUGUAUAAUAGAGCUAGAAACCAGCUGACUAAAGAAAUUAACAUUGCAAAGAGAAACUAUGCAGCAAAGUUGGAAAAACAAUUUAGCGCUAACGACUCAAAAUCAGUCUGGCAUGCAUUACAAUCGCUGACCAAUUACAAGCGACGAUCACCCCAAGCUGAGAACAAUAGCACACUAGCAAACGACUUGAAUACCUUCUACUGCAGAUUUGAAAAGGACACUUUCACACCCCACACCCACCCAGCCGCACCACCGACCACAAUCACACCUCUGACUUCUGCGUUAACCAUCCACGAACAGGAUGUGAGACGCAACUUCAAACAACAAAUAAUUAACAAUGCCUCAAAGUCUGCACGGACCAGCUCGCUUCAGCCUUCACACAGAUCUUCAAUAGAUCUCUGGAACUGUGCAAGGUACCAUCUUGUUUCAAACGCUCCACCAUCAUUCCAUCAUUCUUGAGCUGAACACGCUCAAGACUGUAGAGAUGAUCGUGGACUUCAGGAAGCAUCCUUCGCCACAGCUGCCCCUCACGCUGUCCAGCUGCUUUGUGUCAACCGUCGAGACCUUCAAGUUCUUGGGAAUUAGUCUCUCAGGACCUGAAGUGGGCGAUCAACAUCAACUCCAUCCUCAACAAGGCCCAGCAGAGGAUGUACUUCCUGCGGCUUCUGAGAAAGCAUGGCCUGCCACAGGAGCUGCUGAGGCAGUUCUCCACUUUAUUUGAACACUCGAGUUCAACCAUCAACUGGUGUGAUCAGCUCCCUUCAUCGUCAGCUGCGAUCUCAAGCUCCAGUCUCUCUUCAGCCUCUCUGUCCAGUUCCAGUCUCUCCUUAGAAUCCAGAGCACCAAUACCAGCAACAUCCGCAUCAGAUGACAUGGAUUCAGAUGAGAGGCCGUAUGUCUGUGACUUGUGCAGCUGCGCAUACAAACAUGCCAGCUCCUUGCUCAACCACAAGCUCACUCACAAGACUGGAGACUUCAGAUGCGACUUUUGCAGCAAGCCCUACACCAACUACAUGUCUUUGCGUAACCAUAUGCGAAUCCAUGGUCAGAAGCGCUACAUGUGUGAUCGUUGUGGGAAGGCCUUUCGAUUGGCACGGUAUCUCCGCAACCACCAAAGGAUCCAUGAUGAUGGGCCAAACCGCUUCGACUGUCCUUCUUGCUCCAAGAGUUACAGGACAAUGCUAGAGCUGGCUCAACACCGUUGUAGUGCUGCAACACCCAACCAGUCUGGCAGUCGUCGUUCAAAUUUCUCUGCCACACCUCGCCGUCAGCAGCAGCGGCAACAGCAGCAGAACAAUACUUCCUCCAUAAUGCAAUCGCAGCAUGGAGGACACAAUCAACAGGAACCUCUGUCAUCUCACUGCGUUUCUCCUAUUUCCCAGGGAGGACAGGGUGGUGGUUUGGCCAGCCAGUCUGUCCCUGACCCCCACCAGGUAGGGAAAACAUACCAGGGUCGGGCCAGCACUGUGUCGUCCCAGAGCAGCCAGCCAAAUAUGAGGAGCUCAACCUCCUCCAAACACAUCUCCUCCUCCAGCACUACGGCAACAUCCUCCUACUCUCUUCUCCAGCCCCUGGUGCCUGAGGUAAAGGAGAUGAGCUUGGGAUACACUAGGCUGAGCACCAAUCUCAUGCCAAAGCACCAGGACACUUUCUCUCUGACCCCUCAGCGGGCCCUCACCACUAUCAACACCAUUGGCCAUGGCCACUCCCUCCAUCCAAACGGAGCAACAACACUCAAGCCUUCGCCUGUGCCACGUACCAUCCAGGCUAUGCCCUGGGAGCAGCGCUCACUCUACAAUCAAUAAAAUUUCAGGAACCAGUGUCCCUCCUCAUAGCUCAUCCAACAAAACCGUCACUCUUCUUCCCCUCUACUUUUCCACUUCCAGCAGUAAGGAUUGAGGACAUCAACCAAUGUUUAGAUGCCGGAGUGAGCUCCUUUUGGGACAUGUGUGUGGGAAUGGAAAACUGCAACAUUAUGAAGUUGGUGAGAUAAUUUCUGAAUAGUUGUUUUUUUAUAUAUAUUUUUUACAUCUUCCCCCUAAUGUAUGAUCCAUACUGGUCAUAAGUUAACAAUCUCCCCUCCUUCCUCUCCUUCUUUCCUCAUGAAAAAUUCUAUAUGCUUAACCUAAUUCUAUUGAAUUUCUUUUUAUAGAAACAUUUCAACCCUAAAUUUCAAGAUUAAGUAGGUUAACAAAUGUUCCUGUUUUCUUUCUUAAUGAGACUUAUGCAAUUGGAAAAAUGUUACUGAACCCUCUUUUCACUCCACUUCUUGCCACUAUGUACAUUCAGGACUACUUGAUAAAGUAUACAUUCUCUUAAGCCUUACCUAUAGAUAAACAUUGAGGAACUCCUGUUGUUUCAAGUAUAACUUCCAGACGAAGAUACUCACACUAGAGCCCUUUAUUAAGUCUUCUUUAAUACAAAUUGUAAAUUUGUUUCAAAAAGAUGCCAGCAUUAUCAAGUCAAAUUUGCCUAGUGACUUGUACCUAAAAUCCAAAAGAGUAUGUGUUACCUUUCAAAUGAAGCACUGUAAGACGAGGUUUUACUUGUUACACUUAUGUGUUAAACAUUGUACUUUUCCAGCCCAUGUACCAGCUAGUAUGUUAUUGUGACUGUGCACUUGAGCCAGUUUGUGCCCACAUAAUUGCAUUUGGAAGUUACACACAGAAAAUUGUUUGUCUGUAGCUCAGGACCCACGCACUGCCCCCAAAAGACUUUUUACUUGUACAAAAAUCACCAGGGUAGAGAUUAAUUUAGCAAAUAAAAUAAUUCCAGAUACAGCUGUAGUUGGAUGCGACGGCCAUGAGAUCCAGGUCAGUUUGUGAAAGUUUCAUUAUGGCUCCUGUAUGUAGCUGUUAUAUUUCUGUUGAAAUAUCAAAAAUCCUACUGACAUUAUUUUUUUUCUUUUUAAAGUUAUUUGUAUUUUUUAUUCAUCUUGUCAUCGUUUGAUGUUUUCUCUUUCCUUGUUAAGUGUCUUGAGUAUUUAGAAAAGAACUAUACAAAUAAAAUGUUUUAUCACCA